Messenger RNA from Fopius arisanus, 922 nucleotides. RefSeq names its product RPII140-upstream gene protein (gene 140up). The coding region runs from base 24 to 839 and encodes 271 amino acids. Gene Ontology annotation, cellular component: mitochondrion. The transcript has 4 exons. The record is from RefSeq and is a predicted model, not a curated record. Lineage: Eukaryota; Metazoa; Arthropoda; Insecta; Hymenoptera; Braconidae.
GAAUCUGUCUCAGAUGAUCAGAAAUGUUCUCAACUGUGCGUAGAAUUCCUGUAAGCAGAUUAGCCCUCUUCGGACUCUUUGAUAAAUCAGCUGAUAUAGUGACAACCCCAGGAUAUGAGGAAUUAUCACAGAAGUACACCGGCAUGACAGCCGUUCGACGAAUGCUUACCCCUGAUCAAUACGGAGAGCUUUCUCCAGAAUUGGUAACUGCCGUCCACAUGAGUGCAACCAGUACUUUAAUGGGAAUAUUAUAUGGAGCUGUUAUUCAGGGGAGGGAAGCUUGGUAUGCCUUCAUAGAGAACAACCAAGCAACGCAAUUUGCCAAUCACCUUGAGGCUAAGAAACUCCUGCAGGAUAAAGUGACCCUGGCGAUGGGCAGAGGAGCCCUGAAAUGGGGGUACAGGAUUGGAGCAUUUUCGACAAUGUUCAUAUUUAUAAAUACGUGCAUAGCAGCAUAUCGCGGCGAACCAGGAAUACUCGAAUACGUUGGAGCAGGAGUUAUAACCGGUGGACUUUUUAAAGUGAAUUUAGGACCCAAGGGAAUGGUGGCAGGAUCCGUCGUGGGAGGCUUUCUCGGUUUUCUCGGUGGUGCUGCUUCUCUAACUCUUCUAUAUCUCACGGGAUAUACGAUGGACGAUAUAGAAAAAGUUCAGCAUGACAUGCACGCCAGUAGAAAUGAGGCUGUUCGAAAUGCGAUGAAAUAUCAAUUACUGGAUGAGUACGAAAAACUGGAAAUAGACGCUGCAAAGAAGGAUGAAAAAUUGAAUCCGUCGUCUCCACUGGAUUCUGUUGCUGAGUCUGAAUCGCCGACUAUCGACGUAGUGCCAGAUCCUAAAUAAAAAAUCUCUCAAUAAGAAAAUAUUUUGUAUAUACUAGUUUACAUGUGCGUAUUAGAUUAAAAUAUAUAAAAACUUAUUGAUAA